CUAAGAGACAGAGCUCUGUUUCACACUGUAAGACACUGGAAGCUACGAGGGGUAUUGCUUUCGCUGAGGGACUUACUCUGGGCACCUUGAGAUCCUCACAGGGUGCUGCCCCUCUCAUCUCCAAGAAUAAACUCUGAAGCCAGUGGCUGUGUGGACCUGAAUCAUCAGGGAGCCGGCUGGAGGAGGGGAGUGACCUCGCCAGAGGACCAAGAGCAGGCUAUAUAAGCUCCAGAGAGCUGGACUUCUCACAGAUCUCGUCCCUCUGCUACUGCUGUCCAAGGCACUCUUGGAGAGCCGGCUUGCCCAGCACACACCAUGUCCCAGGAUGGCGCUCCUGAAGCCCCCAUCAAGAAGAAGCGGCCCCCUGUGAAGGAGGAGGACCUGAAGGGGGCCCGAGAGAACCUGAACAAGAACCAGGAAAUCAAAUCUAAGACUUACCAGGUCAUGCGGGAUUGUGAGCAAGCUGGCUCGGCCGCCCCAUCUGUGUUCAGCCGCAGUCGCACAGGUACUGAGACCGUCUUUGAGAAGCCCAAAGCCGGACCAGCCAAGAGCGUCUUUGGUUGAGAAGAGCUCACCACUCCUCUUGCCUUCCUGAGCCUGCGGACACAGGAGCUUUUCCCACGAACUUUUUUUUUUAAUGCCCCAAUGUGCCCUUCCACCCCCGCUGACUCCAGGACUGCCGCCCCUCCUCCACUGCCCUGGCCCUUUGGUACCAGCACUUGCAAACACCAAUAAAAAAGAUGCCCAGUUGACCUCGGUGUUGGGAGGGUGUUGGUGGGUCGUGGCCACUAUCUGCAGAGGAGCUGGAGGACAGGGGAGCACGGAGGAGCAUAGAAACUUGCCUGUAACCUUCCUGGGCUUUGGGGAAGGCCCCAGGGGAUAAUGCAGGUGCUUUGGGGGCUACUGAGACAUUAAAAAGGGCCUGGGACAUGGCGACCUGAUACUGA
Molecule: messenger RNA, 947 nt
Organism: Octodon degus (degu)
Lineage: Eukaryota; Metazoa; Chordata; Mammalia; Rodentia; Octodontidae
Gene: Mustn1
Product: musculoskeletal, embryonic nuclear protein 1
Exons: 4
Coding region: 316-564 (82 amino acids)
Biological process (GO): chondrocyte differentiation; chondrocyte proliferation; tissue regeneration
Cellular component (GO): nucleus
Source: RefSeq, a predicted model, not a curated record